Molecule: messenger RNA, 940 nt
Organism: Rhodamnia argentea
Lineage: Eukaryota; Viridiplantae; Streptophyta; Magnoliopsida; Myrtales; Myrtaceae
Product: protein MIZU-KUSSEI 1-like
Exons: 1
Coding region: 30-644 (204 amino acids)
Biological process (GO): hydrotropism
Source: RefSeq, a predicted model, not a curated record
UUCACGAUUCACAUUGAAGAAAGCAAUCUAUGCUUCACACUGAAUGUGAGGACGCCAACCACCACCAACCAUGGUGGAACAUGUUCAAACCGGUCUUCGAUGUCCUGGUGUCGUGUUGCACCUGCAGCCCUUUCCUCCUCUUCUCUCUCUACUCUCCACCGGCCGCGGUAGCCACGGUCAUGGGCACCAUCAUUUGCCCCACGAACCACGGUCGUGUCAAGAUCGCCAUGCAAAACCAUGCGGAAACCUUCCCGUUGGUGACCCUUGAACUUCCACUCCACACCCCACACUUCGCCACGCUUGUCCGCAGUGAGACAAACCGGAUUGUCUUCACAUGCCCGCACGGUGGCUUGGGGCGCCCGCUCUUGAGCGCACCAGUUUGGGCCAUGCUAUGCAAUGGGAAGAAGAUGGGGUUCGCGGUGAGCAGGGCGGGGCCGCACGAGGACGCAUCGCUAAUGGAGAUGAUAAGGUCGGUCACCACCGGUGCAGGGUUGUUGCCCGAUAAGGCAGGGUUUGGCGAGCACAGGUACUUGAGAGGCCAGUUCGUUUGGACAGUGGGGUCGAGCGAUUCUGAGGCAUGCCACUUGGUCGAUCCUUCAGGGUGUUUCGGACAAGAGCUGAGUCUGCUCUUCCUGAGAAAUUAGGAAUUACUAUUGGUCAUUUGCUUUGCCAUGUACUGCAUUCGACUAAUGUGGUUCCUGGAAAGAAAACAGCAAUCGUUCUUCUGCCAUAAGGCAAUGUAUUUAGCAUCUGAUCUCGGACAGUCUAUUUGUUUGGUAGAGAGAGCAGUCAAUCGAAUGCCAGGCAAUACAAUCUGAUGGUGUUCAUGCUGCGAAAUUACCAGAAUCACAGAUCUGCAAGCGUAUGUGCUAGGAGCAAUGAGAUGCUUAUCAUCUGUUUGUUCUCUUGAGUUUCGGGAAGACAUUACUGGCUUUAUAAU